AUGGCUGGCAACUUUGAACAUCUCAGGCACUGCUUGUGCAGCAUCGGAGCGGGGCAUUUAAGAACCCUCACAAGUCUGUCUCGCAUGUCCUUGUUAGAAAGCCGCUUCAGAGGUCUUGCAAUUCACGGAAUGGUCCGAGAAAUGCAAAGCAUAAGCUCUCAGAGCCGCGAGCGCCAACGAGAAAUGUCACAAGGGCUCAUCGCGUCCUCGAUCCUGAUGGCGUGGUACAGCCCAAACCCAACCGAGUACAGUAGCUAUCUCAAAGGCACGCUUGCCUUUCUCGAGCCAUAUACGGCAGACAACCAAGCGCCCCUUGUCGCCGUACAAGGUCUGCAUUCCGCCGUGAACGAGCCACGGGGCGAAGGCUCCCUGGACAGCCCGCCGCAGCCGAUGCGGCAAGGGCAAAGACUCCUGGAAUCAGCGACCGCGUCUAUCCGCAGCCUUUGCAAGUGCAAGCUAGAUAGCGAGCUCGAGUCUGCGGCGAGAGAGCUCCUCAUCUUUCUUCAAAAUGUACGCCACCGAACUUGGCAGCAUCUGUCGCUCGAGGACCAGCUGUCGACCAUGUUCCCCAUCCGCAACUGGCUGCGCUUUGUUCCCCGUUCGCCAGACCGGUUCCUGUCCAAUGACUUCUUGCUCUACCUGUACAUGGCAAACUAUGAGACGGCCAUGCUGGCCAUGGGAACUGUCCUGCCUGCUGUACACCUCCCCCUGGCCAUGACGGAGAGGAGCUCCGGCGUAGCUCGACUACGAAUAUUCAUACAAGACGCCGUCAACGCACGAUUUUCAGGGGCUGAGAGUAUUGCAAACUCGCUUCCGGUGUACACUGCGUGCAUGGAAUGGCUAGCUCUUGCAGACGAGUGCGUGGAGAGUUACCAGACUCGCGGCGCGCCGGUGAAGGCCAUCUCGCGAUAG
Messenger RNA from Metarhizium robertsii ARSEF 23, 912 nucleotides. RefSeq lists its product as uncharacterized. The coding region runs from base 1 to 912 and encodes 303 amino acids. The record is from RefSeq and is a predicted model, not a curated record. Lineage: Eukaryota; Fungi; Ascomycota; Sordariomycetes; Hypocreales; Clavicipitaceae. The transcript has 3 exons.